AAACAUUUAAAAUGUGUUGUUUUCAUCUUAACAAUGAUAACAUUAGGCUUGAUUUUCUUCCAAUCCUCCUGGACUAUUCUCGACAUAAUGUUCACAACAGGAAAUUAUACCUGUCAGUCAAGUUCAAAUCUGGGUGAAGAAGAUAAAAAACCUUUGAAAUAUAUUCUUUUCUAUUCUAAGUUUUAUCGGUUUGUUGAUUGGUUUGAAUUUGGAUAUGGACAAGAACCAUUUAUUAAAAAUGAUUGCUGCGUGAACAAUUGUUUUGUAACCAAUAACAGGUCUUUGUUGGCCAAUAUAAGCAAUUUUGACAGUAUCAUAUUUAACACAAGAAGUAUAGAGGAGUUUAAGUUUCCUGAAAGCAGAAGUUCAAAACAGUUUUAUGUUUAUUUCUCUUGGGAGAGUCCUUUUCUUGAUGGAAUAGAUGGAUUUGAAUCCAGGUUUAAUUACUUAUUCAAUUUGACGAUGACCUACCGAAGAGAUUCUGAUAUCUAUACACCGUUUGGGAAGACUGAAAAGUUAACUGAACAAGUCAAAUGGGAACCUUUAAAAAAUGAUACAAGAAAACUAGCUGCUUGGAUUGUUUCCCAUUGUAAAACGGACUCUGGAAGGGAAAAAUAUGUUGAGGAAAUGAAAAAAUGGAUGCCUGUGGAUCAAUUUGGAGACUGUAACGAGGAAGUGUGUGCUGAUGAUGAGAAAUGUUAUGAUUCUAUGGAGAAAAAAUACAAGUUUUAUCUCUCUUUUGAGAACUCUCUCUGCCAAGAUUACAUCACUGAAAAAUUUUGGAAUUUCUUAGGGCAGAACAUUGUGCCAAUUGUUUUAGGUACAGGACCUUAUAAAGAAAUUGCCCCUCCAAAUUCAUAUAUAGAUGUAAAGGUAAAAUGAUAUCGGGAAUUUUAAAAAG
Messenger RNA from Eurytemora carolleeae, 901 nucleotides. Its product is annotated as alpha-(1,3)-fucosyltransferase C. The record is from RefSeq and is a predicted model, not a curated record. The transcript is spliced from 10 exons. Gene Ontology annotation, cellular component: membrane. The coding region runs from base 34 to 882 and encodes 282 amino acids. Gene Ontology annotation, molecular function: alpha-(1->3)-fucosyltransferase activity. Lineage: Eukaryota; Metazoa; Arthropoda; Copepoda; Calanoida; Temoridae.